Salmo salar (Atlantic salmon) is the source of this 2083-nucleotide messenger RNA. The record is from RefSeq and is a predicted model, not a curated record. NCBI's taxonomy places the organism in Eukaryota, Metazoa, Chordata, Actinopteri, Salmoniformes, Salmonidae.
AAGCAUGUGAAGAAUAAAAGUAGAUUUUUUUUGAGGGGUUGAUGCCUUCAAGUCAUACACACUGUACAGACACACGCAUUCAGAGACACACACACACAUCUUAAAGUUGAGAGAUUCCAGGAAGUGAACUCAGAAAAAUACACUAGCUAGUGACAACUGACGGUAGCUGUUCAGAUGUGUAUGGUGUGUGAAGGCAGUCAGAUCUCUCCUCUCUGUAUCUAGAUCCCUCUGCACCAGCAUGAUCAACACUUACCAGACCAGCAUGCCUCCACCACCUAUUCCCCCACGGCUAGGCUCUGUCAUGUCGGCACCAGGACCAGGCCACAGCAAACCUCUCCUCAGGUUCCUCAUUGGCAUGAUAGUGCUUCAAAUGGUUCUGCUACUGGGGGGAUUCGCCUACCUGUACCACACGGACAACAAGUAUCACGAGGACCUUGAACGCAAGUACCUGGAUGAUAUGAUCGUCCUGAAGAGACUUGAAGAGUGUGAGAAAGACAUCCAGUCGGUGCUGGACUGUAAGAAGCUUGUGGAGAAAUACAAAAGCAUCCUGGCAAAGGUCUCACAAGAGGAAGGAAGAGCUGCUAAACUCACUGGGGAUGGGCCCUCGAAUGGAGCCAUGGCACGCAUGGUAGUCAAGCAACCUGUUUCUGCAAAGUAUCUGGAGUGGAACAUAGGCCACUCAGUGCGGAGGAACGUCCAGUACUACAUGUCCAGCUGGCUGAAGGUGCUGCAGCCUGGAGACUACAACAUCUACUCCCAGGUGGCCUUCUCCAAAUGGCACCCCAAAACCCCUCUGGCCAGCCGGGUGAAGCUGAGGAAGGGGGAGACGGGAGAGGAGAAAGACCUGAUGACAGCCUACUGCAGCCUGGGGGACCAGGAUCAUACAGACGUGUGUACAGCUUUCCAGGGAGGAGUGUUCAGUCUGGAGCCAGACGAUCAGCUUAGUGUGUGGGUGACGGACCCCAGCCUAGUCAACUAUGAGGAGGGGACUACCACUUUUGGAUUGUACAAACUGUAGGCUGGUCAUCACAAUGGACAUUGCCUACAGUAUGGAGAUGAUGGACUGCGUUACUUUGGAUUAUGCAUGUUUUUGGAGCAAUGAAUGGAAUCAAGGCCAUGUGAGUGGUUGGAGUGGGACAGGACUGAAUACAAUCUGCUAAAUGGAUCUAAACACGGACUAGACCAGUGGUUCCCAAACUUUUUAUAGUCCCAUACCGCUUCGAACAUUCAAACUCCAGCUGCAUACCCCCUCUAGCACCAGGGUCAGCGCACUCUCAAACAUUGUUUUUUGCCAUCAUUCUAAGCCUGCCACACACACACUAUACGACACAUUUAUUAAACAUAAGAAUGAGUGAGUUUUUGUCACAACCCAGCUCGUGGGAAGUAACAAAAAGCUCUUAUAGGACCAGAGCAUAAAUAAUAAUAAUCAAUAAUUUUGCUCUUUAUUUAACCAUCUUACAUAUAAAACCGUAUUUGUUCAUCAGAAAUUGUGAAUAACUCACCACAGGUUAAUGAGAAGGGUGUGCUUGAAAGGAUGCACAUAACUCUACAAUGUUGGGUUGUAUUGGAGAGAGUCUCAGUCUUAAAUCAUAUUCCACACACAGUAUGUGCCUGUAUUCAGUUUUCAUGCUAGUGAGGGCCGAGAAUCCACUCUCACAUAGGUACGUGGUUGCAAAGGGCAUCAGUGUCUUAACAGCACGACUUGCCAAGGCAGGGUACUCUGAGCGCAACCCAAUCCAGAAAUCUGGCAGUGGCUUCUGAUUAAAUUACAUUUUCACAGAACCGCUUGUUGCAAUUUCGAUGAGGCUCUCUUGUUCACAUAUCGGUCAGUGGACUGGACUCAGGGCAUGAAAGGGAUAACGAAUCCAGUUGUUUGUGUCAUCCAUUUUGGGAAAGUACCUGUGUAAUUGCGCACUCACUCAGCUAUAAUCACAUUUGACAUUGUCUGUAAGCUUGAGUUUAUUUGCACACAAAAAAAUCAUACAAUGAUGGAAAGACCUGUGUGUUGUCCUUGUUAAUGCAGACCGAGAAGAGGUCCAACUUCUUAAUCAUAGCCUCAAUUUUGCCCCACACAUUGAAUAUA